Messenger RNA from Dimorphilus gyrociliatus, 2323 nucleotides. Lineage: Eukaryota; Metazoa; Annelida; Polychaeta; Dinophilidae. The record is from the annotation of a GenBank genome assembly.
AAAAAAAAUCAAUAUAUGCACAUGACGGAUAGGAAUAUAAAAACAAAAGAAUCUUAAAGAUAUUAUUAAGAUGGAUAUGACUCUAUUGGUUAUCCUAUUGAUUUUUCUCACACUGCCAAGCAUCAAAAGUGAUUGUGUUCUUAGGAAGAUUCUUCCUACUUCUUGCUGUCCUCGUUUUAAUUCUCCAUCGCUUAAAUGCAACAGACUCAGUGAACUAAAAUUUUGGUUACAAAACGAUGAAAAUAUUGGUAAAAUAUCACCGCAUAGUUCAGUUUGUGAGCUAACUAUUUUGAACGCAUUUGAUCAAACCAACGAAAGCAUUAUUGUCGGACAAUUUAUGAAUCAUACGCUAUUAAAAGACGUUGCAGUAUUGAAUUUAUACAAUUCGUCAUUACAGGAUUUUCAAAGUAUUUUAAACCAAAAACGACUAUGUGGCCUCAGCAUUAAUUGUGAUUUUCCGGAAAAUGUGUCAUUCAUAGCCAAUACGGAAUUCAAAUUGUUACUUAGUCUAAGCUUGGAAAGAUGUAAUUUGAAUGGUUUAACCGAGAAUUGGCUUCAAUUAAUGAAAGCAAACAACCUUAGAACUUUGAAAUUGACUGAUUCAAAUUUAACAUCUUUAAAUAAAGUGGAUAAAAAUCUCUUAAGUAAUCUCCAGACAUUGGAUUUAUCAAGGAAUAACUUAAUGAGCUUAAAUCUCUCUAUGUCAAAUUUCACAGAAAUUAAAUACUUAAUUCUAAGAGAAAAUUCUAUAAGUUUCAUUAAAGAUGGAUUUUUUAACUUUGCUAAAUCUUUAAAUACUCUGGAUUUAUCUCACAAUGAUCUAUCCCAAUUAUCUUGUAACACUUUUACAGGAUUACGAAAAUUAAAGAGAUUUAAAUUAAAUUCUAAUUACUUAACAAGUCAAAAAGAUAUAUUAUGCGCCUUCGAGGAAUUUCAACAUCUUGAAUUGUUAGAUAUAUCUUUUAAUAUAUUUACUAAAAUACCAAGUUUAAAGGCAUUUGUCAUUUAUUUGGAACAUUUAAAUUUGAAAAACAAUUCUAUAUCAUCAGAAAUGGAUUACUUAAUGCCAUUAGUAAAUAUAAAAUAUUUGGAUGUGUCUUAUAAUCAAAUUUCAUCUAUAUCUCUGCCAAAACUCAGAAAUGAUUUUGAAUUUUUGGAUAUAAGUCACAAUCUAAUAAAGAGAUUGCCACAGCAAACGGAAAUACUUGUCAGGAAAGGUGGUAGAGCUAGAUUUCAGAAAAACCCUCUAGAAUGCGAUUGUCAUGUACUAUGGUUGAGGAAGUUUUCGUUAGGAUUUCAAGUUCUACCAAAAUAUAUGUUGGAUGUAACUUGCUCAAAACCUAUUGUUGAAUAUUUACUACAAAUUGACGAUUCAUACUUCAAUUGUUUACCACCGCAUAGCAUUGAUAUAAAAGUAUUAAACAGGAAUGGUAAACGUUAUGUGUCAUGUACGGCAGAGGGCAUACCUAAGCCGGAUGUGCUAUGGAUAUCAGUCAAAAUAGACACAAACAAUUCAAAUAGCAAUAUAUUAAACAAAUCAACAGUUGACAUGGAAAUAAUAACCGAAUUAGCAGAAUAUAAAUCAUAUCUAUGUCAAGCUAAGAACGUUUUAGGCACUGCGGAAAGUAAAUCGAUGAUAAUUAUAGAAUCACCACAAACGUCGCCUAACAAAAAGGAAACCAAAGAACGUACAUUCAGCGUGAAUAUUCUUAUAAUAUCAGUUUUUGGAACAUUUGUCGGGACUCUAUUAUUAGUAGGAUUACUAAUUUUAGCAAAAAGAGCGAAAGGGAAGGAUAAAAUACUUCAGGAGGAUUUUGGAACAGUUGCACGUGGAAGUGGCUGUUUACAUCCUCACGUACAUAUUUUGUAUAAAAAAGACGAUCCCCAUUCAAUCGAAUCAGCAACAAAUGCAAAUAAAAACAUAUCUACUUCGGCUCUUUUCUAAUGUACAAAGCUUUUUCUCUGUACUUGUUCUCUCUUCUUUCUCUCCCUCCUCAAAAAUACUUUUCUAUUACUUUCAUCGUAGAAUAAUACAGAAAAUUUGUGGCAAACAUCAUGAAAUAUCAUUUUGCAAUUCUUAUUGCAAUUUCUGAUUUAUUCAUCUUAUUCCAUCCCUCCUAAUUAAGUCAAAGAAAUAUAUUCUACUUAUUAAAAAUAGGCUGGAAUGUUAUAUAUAUAUAAUGACAAAUAGAUGUCAGCACCGUAUGCUCAUAAGUUUCAAACUAAGAACAAGUUUAAUGUAUAUUGAUUUAUGCAAUUCACAAGAAAUGUUACGAAUUAUGAAAUUUCAUUUAAAUAAAAUAUCUACUUUUUUCAAUAGAAA